AUGUCGGAGCGAGCGCCUGCUCGUCCGAGCGAUACUGCUCAGGACGACCCCGGCCAGCGCCCUGGUUCUCGUCAAACCUCACGACUCCCCGAACAGUGCCUGUCUGAGUCCACGAGCCGAGACCCCCACCACAAACCGCAAAGUGAAGUGAUGAUCAUCCGCGGUAUGCCCUCGUCUUCGCCGUCGGUCUCCUCCGCCGAUACCCGGUCUAGUUCCCGAUAUGAGGGUGUGACGGUUCAUGCCCGCGCAGAGAGUGGAACAGGGUCUGAGGGAACCGGUCGCAGCGCUGGCGCUGAGCCGGCGGUUCUGUCGCACGCUUCUUCUUCUUCUUCUUCUUCUUUGUCAUCAUCGUGGGAUACGGCGUCGUCGAAGGCACCAUUUGCUUCUGUUGGCUUGGAGUCACCGCGGCGCAUCUAUGCUUGUCUCUUUCAUAUGCUUGACUGCCAUGAGUCUUUUGAUGAUGCUGUGCAGUGGCGGACUCAUGUCCGUAGUCACUUUCGCAUGCACCAGCCCCCGUCCACGGCCCGAUGUCCGCUGUGCCCGAGUACCAAGUUCAUUGACGGCGUUGCAAAUCCUGUUUCAUCUCCUGUGCUGGAAGGUACCAAGUCAGUCCAGGACAGCGACCCUGUUGCUGUGGCCUUGCCGCCGGGUCAGUCAAGUCAGUCAAGUCAGUCAGGGAAACCGGCUGCCUGGGAUCGCAUGCUCGACCAUGUUGCCACCACCCACUACGAGCAAGGCCACACACUAGCCAGGAGCCGGCCAGACUUUGAGCUGAUGCGCUACCUCUAUGGACUGCGCAUUAUCUCCGACGCUCAGUUCAAGGUCCUCCAGCUUCCGCCCGCCCCGUCCAGUCCGGCUUAUCAUCGGUCUCAGGAUGGCGUGCGCGCUAGUAUUGGCUCCGCUGAUGAACCAUACUGUGCACCGUAUAGUCGACGGCGAGAGGAGAGGAUGCGCGGUCAGCAAAGGGGUGUCAGUGUGGUUUGA
This is a messenger RNA of Penicillium alfredii, 984 nucleotides long. RefSeq lists its product as uncharacterized. The coding region runs from base 1 to 984 and encodes 327 amino acids. Lineage: Eukaryota; Fungi; Ascomycota; Eurotiomycetes; Eurotiales; Aspergillaceae. The record is from RefSeq and is a predicted model, not a curated record. The transcript has a single exon.